ACUGGCCUUUCAGCUGUCUCAGAGACCAAGCUAGAGACCCAGCUAGGCUCCUCAGGGGUAGUGAGGCCACCAUGGCUCAGGAGAAGUCUCUCAUCCUGUUCCCACUGCUGGUCCUGGUGCUGCUGGUGCUGGGGUGUGUCCAGCUUUCCCUCGGCAAGGAAUCACCCGCCAUGAAGUUUGAGCGGCAGCACAUGGACUCAGGCAGCACCUCCAGCAGUAACUCCACUUACUGCAACCAAAUGAUGAAGCGACGGAGUAUGACACAGGGAUGGUGCAAGCCCGUGAACACCUUUGUGCAUGAGCCCCUGGCAGAUGUCCAGGCCAUCUGCCUCCAGAAAAACAUAACCUGCAAGAACGGGCAGUCCAACUGCUACCAGAGCAGCUCCAGCAUGCACAUUACAGACUGCCGCCUCACGAGCGGCUCCAAGUACCCUAACUGUGCAUACCGGACCAGCCAGAAAGAGAGACACAUCAUCGUGGCCUGUGAGGGGAACCCGUAUGUGCCAGUCCACUUUGACGCUUCUGUGGAGGUCUCCACUUGAGGCCGGGAGCAGCAGAUGCCCCACCACCUCAUCAUGGUGGCACCUGCCUCUCCCUUCUUCC
Molecule: messenger RNA, 603 nt
Organism: Equus quagga
Lineage: Eukaryota; Metazoa; Chordata; Mammalia; Perissodactyla; Equidae
Gene: RNASE1
Product: ribonuclease A family member 1, pancreatic
Exons: 2
Coding region: 72-542 (156 amino acids)
Molecular function (GO): RNA nuclease activity; nucleic acid binding
Source: RefSeq, a predicted model, not a curated record